Pleuronectes platessa (European plaice) is the source of this 3085-nucleotide messenger RNA. Its product is annotated as zinc finger protein 2-like. The transcript is spliced from 3 exons. Gene Ontology annotation, molecular function: RNA polymerase II cis-regulatory region sequence-specific DNA binding; DNA-binding transcription factor activity, RNA polymerase II-specific. Bases 18 to 1844 code for a protein of 608 amino acids. The record is from RefSeq and is a predicted model, not a curated record. Gene Ontology annotation, cellular component: nucleus. Gene Ontology annotation, biological process: regulation of transcription by RNA polymerase II; central nervous system development. NCBI's taxonomy places the organism in Eukaryota, Metazoa, Chordata, Actinopteri, Pleuronectiformes, Pleuronectidae.
GCGCAGAGAGAAGGAACAUGUCCGCCGUGCAGCAGCUGCGGGUGUCGGUACAUGAGCGGAUCAGCGCUGCCGCUGAAGACUUUCUGCUGCAGGUGGAGAAAGGAGGAGGAAAGGCUCAAGUCCCGGCGAUGAGAGCGCUGCUCACUGAGCGGCUCACGGCUGCAGGGGAGGAGAUCCUAGCGGGGCUUGAGGAAACCUUGGCAGAGUACGAAGACAGAGUGGAGCAGUCCGAGCGGGUGAUCCGCCGCCAGAGGAGGCUGCUCGAUGCCGUGAUGCAGCCCGAAGUCCGGCUGCACAGAGCAGUGUGUCAUGCAGACGUCCAGCAACUGAUGGUGAAUAACGAAGAGGUUCCCCCUGAGCAGCAGCGGUGGAGCCCCCUUGUGGACCAGGAGGACCCAGAGCCCCCCCACAUUAAAGAGGAACACGAGGAACCGUGGACCAAUCAGGAUGAACAGCAGCUUCAAGGACUGGAGGAGGCUGAUAUCAAGUUCACAUUGACUCCUGUCGCUGUGAAGAGUGAAGAAGAUAAAGAGAAACGUGAAUUGUCAAAGCUUCAUCCAAGUGAGACAAAGGAGAACAGAGCGGACUGGGGAACACCAGAACCAGCCAGGAAUUCAGGUUUCGGUGGACGUUUACAACCAGGUCCUGAGAACAAGACUGAAUUCUCAUCUGAGACUGAAGACAAUGAGGAUGAUUGGACGGAGACCCUAACUUCCCCGCGCCCUGUUUUCCUCUUGUGUCCUGCAUACAUCCAGCAAAUGAUGGUGAAUAACGAAGAGGUUCUCCCUGAGCAUCAGCAGUGGAGCCCCCUUGUGGACCAGGAGGACCCAGAGCCCCCCCACAUUAAAGAGGAACAGGAGGAACCGUGGACCAAUCAGGAUGGACAGCAGCUUCAAGGACUGGAGGAGGCUGAUAUCAAGUUCACAUUGACUCCUGUCGCUGUGAAUAUUGAAGAAGAUGAAGAGAAACUUAAAUCGUCAAAGCUUCAUCCGAGUGAGACGAAGGAGAACAGAGCGGACUGUGGAGGACCAGAACUAGCCAGGAACUCAGGUCCUGAUAGACGUUUACCACCAGGUCCUGAGGACAAGACUGAAGUUUCUUCUGAGACUGAAGGCUGUGUGGAUGAUUGGAUGGAAGCCAGGGAACCUCAGACAGGUUUAAAUACAAGAAAUAACAAACAGCCUCUAAGUGAUAUGGGAGGUAAGAAUCUAAAUACACAUAUGACGCAUCAUAAAGGUGAGAAAGCGUUUAGUUGCACUGAGUGUUGUAAAAGUUUCAUCCAAUGGGGACUUCUAAAUAAACAUAUGAGGAUUCAUACAGGAGAGAAACCGUUUAGUUGUUCUGAGUGUGGUAAAAUAUUUCACCUCAAGGGCAAUCUAACUAGACACAUGAGGAAUCAUACAGGAGAUAAACCAUUUAGUUGCUCUGAGUGUGGUAAAAGAUUUACCCAAAGGAGCAGUUUAAAUGUACAUAUGAGGAGUCAUACAGAAGUGAAACGGAUUAGUUGCUCUGAGUGUGGGGAAAUAUUUAAAGAAAGGGAGCACCUGGAUACACAUAUGAGUACUCAUACAGGAGAGAGACCGUUUAGUUGCUCUGAGUGUGGUAAAAGAUUUAAAAAAAGGGGCCAUCUAAAUACACAUAUGAGUACUCAUACUGGAGAAAAACCGUUUAGUUGCUCUGAGUGUGGUAAAAGAUUUAAACAAAGGGGCACUCUCAAUGGACAUAUGAGUACUCAUACUGUAGAGAAACCAUUUAGUUGCUCUGAUUGUUGUAAAAGAUUUAAACAAAGGGGAACUCUAACAAAACAUUUGAGGAGUCAUGCAAGAGAGAAACCCUUUAGUUGAUCUGACUGUGGUAAAAGAUUUAAGAUUCAGUCCUAUUGUACUUAAUUAAUUCAUAAAGGAGAGAACUGAGUCAGUUGCAACCUUUGCAACAAAAAAUGUAUUAGGAUUUAUCAGCAGAUAUUCAUAUUAUACAUAUUCAUAGGUCCCUGCUUUAAAUAGACUAUUAAUUGUUUUUAUGUCCCAAGAAAAUAUAACUAAUUGAAUAACACAAAUGAUUUGUGUUUAUAUAUCUUGUUUUACUGAUUUCUACAUAAUUUGUCUAUUUUUCAUAAUGCUCAAGUCAUUUUAAGGUUAAAGUGUGUUCCUUGCACAGUAUGAAUGGGUGUUCUUAACUAGUUCAUAUGAUUAAAUAUGUUUGUUUUAAAACAAUGGUUUCUUGGUUCGUGAUAUUCAGUGACAGUGUGAGUUCUCCUUUAUGUAUUGAAUUUGUUUCCAAGAAUAAAAGUCUAAUAAAAAGAUAAUGGCGUCCUCGCCCUCCUCCUCUUUGUAUCUGUACGCACAGAGGCUGCACUGGCUAUAGUUGAAUCGUCUCAUCACGAGACAAAUUAAUCAGCUUCUCACAGUCGGACACGUUUGUUUACGUUUGACGUGAAGUCAGAACUGGGCAAUUUCAGGUCAGAAUAUCUGACAUACUAGAUGUCUGGUCAUGAUAGUUGGGUCAAUGUGAACGCGUUCCAUGGUCUCGUUUUAUUUGUUUUUUAGUUCACAAAAGUUUGAAAUAAGUAUUUACUUGGUGCCGCCUAGUGUGUUUUGUUAGGCACAGCUUCAAGAAGAGUAAAGCUCAGCACAGUGUUCCUUUUCCAGCGCCUUUGUUGAUGAAACAAUUUGUUCUCUUCAUUUGUAGUUGCAACACUAGGAGAAUUUUUUGGGAUUAAUAAAAAAACGUAAAUGCUUCUCUUAAUAAUGCCUCAGAGUCAACGGAGAGCCAAUGAGCUGUCUAUCUCCGCAGCCCCAUAGUGCUAAUUGCCCUUCUCCCUUAUCUUCGUUAAAGUGAGUAGUUAGUACAGUCCCCCUUUGUACAGUCUAGGACUAGUCCAAGUCUUUAUAAGCUCCCUGUGUCAUUUGUGAGCAGAUCAAUCUUGUUAUGUUGGGUUGAGUUAAACUUUUCUAGUUUGUUAUGUUAUAUAAUUUAUUUUCUUUUGUAACCUGCAAGCAAUUUUUGAACACUUCCGAUAUUAAAGGAGAAAAUUUCCUAUUUUAGACCUUGUCCUUGUCCUUUUUGAAUGGUCCCUAACAACAUG